CAUUAUCCGAGCACUAUAUAUAUGACCAUUGAGAAAGGAAACCAAAGCAAAGAGGGCUAUAACGGGUGGAGCAAUGGUAGCCAUGGAAGUGAAGCAUCUGAACACCACAUGGGUCAAGCCAGAAACGAGGCUUCAUGGAAAAAUACCCCUAACCAUCUUCGACAGAGCGUCCGCAGAUAUGCACAUAGCGUCGAUCCUGGUCUACGACGCCCCCACAGCCAGCAACACCAAGAUCAAGCUUGCUCUUGCAAAGGCUCUCACCUAUUACCCAGUGCUAGCUGGGAAGUUGUCCGGCCAGCCCCCGGUCGUCGUCCUCGAUGACGAAGCCGGAGCGCCGGUCUCCGAGAUGUCGGUGGAGGGGAAUCUCGAAGACUUCCUUCCGUUCAAGCCUACCCCGGAGCUCUCCAUCCUCCAUCCUUACACCCAAGAGACUAACCCACUGCUCAUGGUCCAGCUUACUAGGUUCGCUUGCGGCGGCCUGGUGCUCGGACUUAGCGCUAACCAUGCGGUCGCUGAUGGCCAGUCAAUGAGCAACUUCUAUGUCACCUGGUCUCAAUUGAUCAUGGAAAAGGAGGUCAGCCCCAUUCCUACACAUGGUCGGUCGGUGCUCAGGCCCAGGGACCCACCCAUGCCGGAGUACCCACACCAAAAUAUGGAGUUCUCCAUGUCGCCGCCGAGUGAUGAUCAACCGCCUGAGAUCUACGAGGGCGCCAUAGAAAAUGUACAGGUCCAUUACUCGUAUGACUUCAUUAUGAAGCUCAAGGAGAGGCCGGAGACGAAGCACAGCACCUUUGAGUGCCUGCUGUCUCACCUGUGGAAGAAAGUAACCGCUGCCCGUGGCCUGGACGACCAAGUCAUCACCCGUGCCCGCGUGUCCGUGAACGGGCGACCGAGGCUGGGGGUCUCCGGCGAUUAUUUCGGAAAUUUGGUUCUCACUGCAUUUCCGGCCGCUAAAGUGAAGGAUCUGGUUCAGGAGGAUGUAGGUUAUGGUGCAAGGUUGAUCAAGGAAGCUGUGGGGCAAACUGGGAGCGAGUAUUUCCAGUCUUUCGUCGACUUUGGGGAACUUUACAAAGACAAGGCACUCUACCCUUCAGCAGGUCCAGACGGCGCCACUUUGUCGACUGACUUGGAGGUGGAUAGCUGGCUGGGCUUCCAAUUUCACCAAGUGGACAUGGGUGGAGGUGCACCCCGCCUCUUCAUGCCUUCCUGGAUACCCGUUGAAGGUCUCGCCAUAAUCGCCCCCACGCCCUCGCCGGAAAAAGCUGCCGGCCCCAGUGACAGAUGGAGAAGCGGCGUCGACAUCACUGUGACCCUCCUUCCAGAGCAUGCUGCCGCCUUCGAAAAGAUUGCUUACUCCAUAGACUGAAUAUGAUAUAUCUUCAUGUUUCAUGUUUCGUGUUUCUUUUCUAAUCUUUUCCAGUGUCAUCUUGGCUUUAGCCAGUGAAGUCCGCAGAAGCUUUCAUAAUCCGUCCCAUAUGAACAUUGACCUGAGGAUGACAGAGCAAACGCAACUUUAAUUCUCAGAAGAUGAUAGUGUAAUUUUUACUAUUAUCUUCUUUCUAUCUCUUUGUCUUCUAAUCCAAUCCCCAAAACCCCAAUGAAUCAAGUAGAAAAGAGAAAAAAUAUCUCACCUGAUAAGAAAGAAUUGAUGGAAUUGAUGAGUGUUGACUUUGAUUGAGAGUUACUGCUUGAGCUUGAUGUUGGUA
Molecule: messenger RNA, 1706 nt
Organism: Nymphaea colorata (pocket water lily)
Lineage: Eukaryota; Viridiplantae; Streptophyta; Magnoliopsida; Nymphaeales; Nymphaeaceae
Product: tryptamine hydroxycinnamoyltransferase 2-like
Exons: 2
Coding region: 74-1366 (430 amino acids)
Molecular function (GO): acyltransferase activity, transferring groups other than amino-acyl groups
Source: RefSeq, a predicted model, not a curated record